Cygnus olor (mute swan) is the source of this 1772-nucleotide messenger RNA. RefSeq names its product elongator acetyltransferase complex subunit 4 (gene ELP4). The transcript has 10 exons. The coding region runs from base 135 to 1355 and encodes 406 amino acids. Lineage: Eukaryota; Metazoa; Chordata; Aves; Anseriformes; Anatidae. The record is from RefSeq and is a predicted model, not a curated record. Gene Ontology annotation, biological process: tRNA wobble uridine modification. Gene Ontology annotation, cellular component: cytoplasm; elongator holoenzyme complex; transcription elongation factor complex.
CCCUCCAGCCCGCGACGUGCCAACAAGGCGGGCUGCCAUUGGAGAGCGGCCUUCCCGAGCCGCCCCGCCAUUGGCGGCGACGAGCGGGCUUCCCCCAGCAGCUCCGCGCCGCUCUCCUGUCAGGCGAAGCCGAGAUGGCGGCGCGGGGCGCCGGGGCCGGCACCACAGCCACGGGCGGCCCCGCCACCAGCUUCCAGCGCAAGGCCGCGGCCGGCAGCCGCCUGGCCGCCGUGCCGGGCACCCGCCCCUCCGUUCGGCACGGGCAGCUGCUGCUUUCCAGCGGGCUCCCCUCCCUGGACGGUGUGCUAGGUGGAGGCUUAGCUGUUGGAACCCUUCUCCUUAUUGAGGAAGAUAAAUAUGGUGUUUAUUCCAAUUUGUUGUUCAAGUAUUUUCUCGCGGAGGGAGUUGUCUGUGGACAUGACCUGUUUGUUGCUUCCGCUAUGGAGCGCCCUGACAACAUCUUAAAGAAACUUCCAGCCCCUUUGCUUGAUGAUACCCACAGAAGUGAAUUGAGAGAAGUAACACCUGCAAAGUCCGAAGAUUUUCAGGAUUCUAUGAAAAUAGCCUGGCGCUAUGAAAAUUUACCAAAAAUGGAGGCCAGCCCAACAUCAUUUACCAAGUUUGGACAUUACUAUGAUAUUUCUAAAACAAUGUCUCCAGAACUACUUCAGUCUAUAAAAUGGCACAGUUUUUACCUUCCUGAAGAAUUAUCCUUAGAGCCUCAACUGAAAAUGUGUAAUAUGAACUGUGGCUAUGCAAGUCUGCUUCACUCCAUUCAAAGGGUCAUUUACCAGGAAGGAUUUGAUGGCUCUCAUCCCCAGAAAAAACAAAAGAAUAUUUUGCGUAUAGGAAUUCAGAGUCUGGGUUCCUUGUUGUGGGGUGACGACAUUUGUAGUAGUGAUACUCCUGAAGAUAUUCAUAGUCUGACCAAAUUUCUGUAUGUUCUCCGUGGCCUCCUCAGAAAGUCUUUGUCAGCCUGCAUCAUCACAGUGCCCUCUCACCUUAUCCAGAAUAAAGCAAUGGAACGUGUAACAAACUUGUCAGAUAUAGUAGUUGGUCUUGAAUCAUUUAUUGGCUCUGAGAGAGAAACCAAUCCAUUAUACAAGGAUUACCACGGUUUGCUUCAUGUACAUCAGAUUCCUCGGCUUAAUAGCUUGAUCUGUGAUGUGUCAGACACGAAGGACCUUGCUUUUAGAUUAAAAAGGAAGCAGUUCACCAUUGAGCGCCUGCACUUGCCUCCAGACUUGUCAGACACAGUGAGCCGCUCAAGCAAACAGGAUCUGGCAGAAUCCGCCAAACUGCUGAGCUCAGGAUGUGGUGCUAUGGCCAUCGGCAAGAAGCACCUGGACUUCUAGUGAUUUCUACUUAGCAGUUUCACUCAGAUUUGUAUGACACUCUAAUUAUGAGUGAUAAUGACUUAUACAAAUAUUUUUCUUAAUGAUUUGCCCCAGCAGUCUUUAAAAAUACACAUUAUCAUAUGAUGCCUUAUUUUUUUCUGGUUUCUUUUUGUAUUAAUUUGGGGCUUGGUUGGUUUUUGCUUUUUGUUAAAGCUUCUGUUAUGUUGGGUCCUGCCAUUGUUCAGCCCUUUUGGAAAUGUAGUGUUUCUUCCUUUCCUUCAGAUAUGAAAAUUACUUGUAAUCCUUCAAUUCUAGGUGUUUUUUUACAAUAAAAAUAAAGGGAUUUUUUUCCCAAUGGUAUUUUUGUAUGCAUGCAUUUAAUAUUUUGUAUGAAUAAGUUAAGUUGGGCUGUUUAUUGAAAUAAAUUAAUGAAAG